GUCUGACGAGACUGACGGUCGGAUGUGUUGCAGUCGUUUUGCUGGCUACAUUUUUGUUGCGCUGUUAGUGCCGCGGUCGUCGGUAGCGCAAAUUAUCCAACAUUCUACGAUUGUGAGAAAUAAAAUUUGACCCCUCGCAGUAGCAGCGAAUGCGACGAUAAUGUUGAUAAACAGACAAAAUAAGUUAAUCGAGUGAAAAAUUAUCCCCCACUACAAUGCCGCGCGGGUUGUGCUGCUAGAUCGGGGUAGAUUUUUGUGGGUCAACGUAAGCCGUGUGCAGUGUACCAGGCGCGUCAAGAGAAGUGUCAGUGGAAGCCAAGUGAGAUGCACUGUUUUGUGCGUGUUAUUGUCAUUUCCGACCCUGCCGAGUGAACGGGUGGCUGUUUUCAAUCGGAAUUAUUUACAUCUUGAAUGGUUUGCAGCGUUUGCAGUGCGUGCUAAUAGUAAUAUUAUGUGAUUUCAUUCGUGCUGCGUAAUGUCACAGUGCUGGUAAAUGGUGGUCACCAAUUAGUGGGAAAAGAAAGUGUAGGGAACGAAAAUGUAUGCAAGAAAGUCGCCGUACAAUCGUGUAGUAGCAGUUUCACAACAACUACUGUGAACUGUAGUGAAUAUGUAAUUAGCAAACGAAGAGGUGAAGCCAAUUGAUAAACAAAUCCAAGUCAACAAACACGUGACAUGAGAGUGUGUCAACCGGGUAAAGGUGAUUCAUAUGAGUGUUGAAGAUUUGCAAACGAGCAGGUGAAAGGGGUUGAAUGUUUAGGUUGGGUUUUAAAGUGAAAACAGGUACCGUCACGAUGGCUUGCGUAAGAGUGUUUGAAGAAUCGUCAGUGCUUUCAAAAAUGUUCCAAGAAGAAUUCCAAACAGUGCACAGUAAGAAGCAUCAUUGUUGUUCCCACUAAGUGGGAAGAUGUGGACGAGUGAUCUAGUUCAAUUCGGAAAUUUGAGAACCGAACGGCAUUUUUAUGAUACGUCGUCGUUGCCACUUCAUCAACAUUCUGGAGAUCGGUUGUUGAAGGUACCAGCAACCAUAGCAGUGUGAUAGCCAAAGCUAAAGUGUAGAGCAGGUGCUGCAAGUCCACGAAAAUAUGCAACAGGUGCGGGACUUCCUGAACGGAGUCACCAUCAGGAUCCGGAGAAGCCAUAACAUUCCGCAGUUUUGCUGGAAGAAGCAGGUCAAAGCGAGGCGACGAAAUGACGACGAUGCCACGACGUCCGGAGUAACGUUGGACGAUACUGAUAAGCGUGUGAUACUGUUGAAUCAAGCUCAACGACAAAAGUACUGCAACAAUCAUAUCUCGACGGCAAAGUAUAGCGCAAUAACUUUUAUACCAUCGUUUUUGUUCGAGCAGUUCCGGCGGUAUUCGAACUGCUUCUUUCUGUUCAUCGCACUGCUGCAGCAGAUUCCGGACGUUUCGCCAACCGGUCGUUACACAACCCUUGUACCUUUGUUAUUUAUUCUCUCGGUGAGCGCCCUCAAGGAGAUCAUCGAGGACAUCAAGCGGCACCGGGCGGACGAUGAGAUCAACCACCGGGAGAUCGAAACCCUCCAGGGUGGCCAGUGGCGAUGGAUCAAGUGGAAAGAGCUGUCCGUCGGCGACAUCGUCAAAGUGCAGAACAAUACCUUCUUCCCGGCCGAUCUGGUGCAGCUGUCGUCGAGCGAACCGCAGGGCAUAUCAUUCAUCGAGACGUCCAACCUGGACGGCGAAACGAAUCUCAAGAUUCGACAGGGCGUUUCCGCCACGGCCAAAAUCCUCGAAACCAAAGAUUUUAUCCAGUUUUCCGGUACGCUGGAAAGCGAACCACCCAACCGGCAUUUAUACGAGUUCAACGGGGUGCUGAAGGAGACCGGCAAGUCAGCCGUCGCCCUCGGUCCGGACCAGCUCCUGCUGCGAGGUGCCAUGCUUCGCAACACCUCCUGGGUAUUCGGAAUCGUCAUCUACACCGGACACGAUACGAAACUUAUGCGAAACUCUACCUCAGCGCCGCUUAAGCGCUCAACUGUUGACAGACUGACAAAUACGCAAAUUUUAAUGUUAUUUUUCAUUCUAAUUUUCCUUUGCAUCGUAAGUUGCAUAUUCAAUCAAAUCUGGACAAAGGAGCACUACAAAACCGAUUGGUACUUAGGCAUAAGUGAUUUAUUAAGUAAAAACUUUGCCUACAAUCUGCUUACGUUUAUAAUUUUGUAUAAUAAUUUAAUUCCGAUAUCACUUCAAGUUACGUUAGAGCUAGUUAGGUUUCUACAGGCAAUCUUCAUCAACAUGGACAUUGACAUGUACCACGAGGAAUCGGACACCCCGGCGAUGGCCCGAACUUCGAACCUGAACGAAGAGCUCGGUAUGGUCAAGUACAUCUUCUCGGACAAAACCGGCACCCUGACGCGGAACGUGAUGGAGUUCAAAAAGUGCUCGAUUGCGCGAACGAUCUACUCGCCGGAGGAGAAUCCCGCCCAGUCGCAGCUGGUUCAGCACAUAAUGAACAACCACCACACGGCCGCCAUACUGCGCGAGUUCCUGACGCUGAUGGCCAUCUGCCACACGGUGAUACCGGAGAAGAGCGAUAACGAUAACAUCCAGUACCAUGCGGCCAGCCCGGACGAGCGCGCCCUGGUGUACGGUGCGAAACGGUUCGGGUACGUGUUCCACACGCGAACGCCGUCCUUCGUCGAGAUUGAUGCUCUCGGUGUUCAGGAGCAGUUUGAGAUCCUGAACGUGCUGGAAUUUACCUCCACUCGCAAGCGGAUGUCGGUCAUUGCCAAGAAUUCCAAGGGGGAGAUCAAGCUGUACUGCAAAGGAGCGGAUACGGUGAUCUACGAGCGGCUGUCCUCGAACGGGCAAGCCUACCGGGAAGCUACGCUUCAGCACCUGGAGGAAUUUGCGACCGAAGGUCUCCGGACGCUGUGUUGCGCGGUGUCCAACAUUCCCGACGACGUGUACGACGACUGGAAGCACACGUACCAUAAAGCAUCGACCUCGCUGCAGUACCGGGAACAGAAGGUGGAGGAUGCGGCCAAUCUGAUCGAGACGAAUCUGAUGCUGCUCGGUGCCACUGCCAUCGAGGAUAAACUGCAGGACGGUGUACCUGAAACGAUUGCCUCGCUGAUCGAGGCCAAGAUAAACGUGUGGGUGCUGACGGGUGAUAAGCAGGAAACUGCAAUCAACAUAGGCUAUUCGUGCAAGCUGCUAUCGCACGGCAUGGACUUAAUUAUUUUAAACGAGGAGAGUUUAGAUAACACAAGAAACUGCAUCCAGAGGCACAUAGCCGAGUUCGGCGACCAGCUGCGGAAGGAGAACAACGUCGCACUGAUAGUGGACGGCAAAACGCUAAAGUAUGCACUGAGCUGUGAUUUGAGGACUGAUUUCCUGGACCUGUGCAUUUCGUGCAAGGCGGUCAUCUGCUGCCGGGUGUCGCCGAUCCAGAAGGCCGACGUGGUAGACCUGGUGACUACCAACACGAAGUCGGUCACGCUGGCCAUCGGUGACGGGGCGAACGAUGUGGCCAUGAUCCAAAAGGCCCACGUCGGAGUGGGCAUCUCCGGCGUCGAGGGGCUGCAGGCAGCCUGUGCGUCCGACUAUUCGAUAGCACAGUUCAGUUAUCUGCGAAAGUUGCUGCUGGUGCACGGAGCGUGGAACUACAGUCGAAUGUGCAAGUUGAUACUGUACAGCUUCUACAAGAACAUCUGUCUGUACGUGAUAGAGCUGUGGUUUGCCAUGUACUCCGGAUGGUCCGGCCAAAUCUUAUUCGAACGAUGGACAAUCGGUUUGUACAAUGUGUUUUUCACGGCAUUGCCACCCUUUGCGAUGGGUCUCUUCGAUAAGGUGACCUCCGCGGAGCAAAUGCUGAAAGAACCAAGGCUCUACGAACCAUCCCAAAGUGCCCAACUAUUUAACGUUAAAGUAUUCUGGUACUGGAUCUUCAAUGCUCUGUUCCACUCGGUGAUCUUAUACUGGCUGCCAAUGUUUUCCUACCAGGGUGACGUGAUCUGGGGGAACGGACGGGACGGUGGUUAUCUAGUGUUAGGAAAUAUAGUUUAUACUUACGUAGUUGUUACGGUGUGUCUGAAGGCUGGUCUGGUGACGAACUCCUGGACGUGGCUGACGCAUUGCUCCAUCUGGGGCUCGAUGGUGCUGUGGUUUAUGUUUAUUUUUAUUUAUAGCAACAUCUGGCCAGCGUUACCGGUGGGAGCGGUAUUCACCGGUAUGGAUGAUAUGAUUUUCUCGUCACCCGCGUUUUGGUUGGGUCUGUUCCUGAUACCAAUUACGGCACUUCUGCCCGAUAUUGUAGUCAAAGUGAUAAAGAACCGAAAUCAAAGUUUGGCAACACCGCAGCCCAUCAAGGAGUCGCGCUCUUCAUGGUUUCGCCUUUUCGCAAGAGGAAGGUGGCAACGUGACGCAAACCGACGUUAUCAGAGCCUACGACACCAAUCUGCCCAAACCGGAUGGGAACUGAGAGUGCCGACUCGAUUUUUACUACGAAAACUAUUUUUCCGUGUGCUAAAACGCAAACGCAAACGUCACCACCACAACUAUCAGCAACAUCGCAGUCAUCAGAGCAGCUUACUUCGUGUACUCUAAUGUGUCUCUAUCCGACAUCGAUCGUGAUCGUCGAUCCCAAAAUGGCAUCUUUACCUGUGUGAGGGAAAAGCCUAGCAAGAGGAAAGAGAUACCCGCGUAAGUAUGUUUGUGUAAAUGUAUCUGUAUAGUCACUAUCAGUUAUAUAAUAUAAGUAUAUUUGUGUCAGAAUGUCAGAAAACAAACUGUUUAACGUCUAAGCGGCCAGGGUAUAUUUAUAGUAGAGGAAAAUUGAGAUUAUUUAUUUUAUGUGAAAGUAUUUAUAGCAGUUAGUAUAUGUAUAGUUUUCUAAGUUGGCGAUCGAAAUUUCGAGGGAUGAAAAUGAAGGAAAAAAGGUAAUAUCAAGAAAAAAGUAUUAUUUUUGUACCAAAAAAAGAAUACGAAACAAAUCAACUAUACAAACUAUAGAAGCUUUUGUCUUAUUCAAAUAACUUUCUCGGAAAAUACUUUUUUUAUUUCCAUGUUUUUUAAAAACUUCGACAGGAGGCUUUUUUUCUACUUUUAGUACACAGUUUAGUUUUCUACGAUAAAAAAAAGUUAACAUUGGGGGAAUAAAAACGUCAAAAGGGAGUUCACUCUAGAAUAGAAAGGAAAAAAAAAUCUACUAUUAACAGAACUUGUACUUUCACUCGACACCAGCCCAAGAAGAAUCUAAAACGUAAAAUGAAGAAUUUGUUCGCGCCUUGAUAACGAAAAAUAACUAACACUAACAAAACAUUGGAAAUUAUUACCUAAACUUAUUGAAUAGAUAUCACAAGUGUGAACACAAAACAAACAAUGGAAACCAAACAAAUUAACUGUGGAGCAAAACAAAAGAGGAAACAACUAACUAACUUAGUUGAUGGAACAACGGUAACAACACAUACACACACACACACAAACUUUCACCUUAAAUCAGUAGCCACUAAAGGUAACGGAAGAUUAUAUUAGAUUAGAUUAGUCUGUAGAAGAGGUUCUCAGUUUCUCCAAUCAUCAAUCUGGAUUCGGAGAUCACUAUAUAAGGGGCGACCUACCGAACCGCGUAACGUUUGAAUGUACUGAAUUAACUGUCUGUUGUUGGGAGGGACUAAUUGAAACCAGUGAAUAAAGAAUAAACGAAAAUUAUCCGA
Molecule: messenger RNA, 5677 nt
Organism: Ochlerotatus camptorhynchus
Lineage: Eukaryota; Metazoa; Arthropoda; Insecta; Diptera; Culicidae
Gene: ATP8A
Product: ATPase phospholipid transporting 8A1
Exons: 17
Coding region: 1086-4571 (1161 amino acids)
Biological process (GO): phospholipid translocation
Cellular component (GO): plasma membrane
Molecular function (GO): magnesium ion binding; ATPase-coupled intramembrane lipid carrier activity; ATP hydrolysis activity
Source: RefSeq, a predicted model, not a curated record